CAAAGCGCACGUGGCGGUUAUUGUUGAGAAGUGGAAUAGCUCUCUCGCUCUCGCUCUCGGCUACAAAUACGCACAAAAGAGGAAGGAUCUCCUCCUUCGUCUUCUUCUUCAUCGUGAUCAGAGCAGAAGCAAGGUCAUCAUUUUCCAGUGCGUCGUCGCUCUCUGGAUCUCGUUCAAGAAGUUAAAGAAGAGAGAGAGAGAGUGAAGGAAGGUAGUGGAGAAAAAGGGAAUAAAGAGCCAAAAGAUGCCUUUGAAUUUCGGCAACGAUGUUGAUGGAUCGUCCCGGAUUCUUUUGAAUGAGCCUCGCGGAUCUACUGCUCAGGUGCUUCUGUUUGGAGGGCAAGUCAUCUCUUGGAAAAAUGAAAGGAGGGAAGAGCUUCUUUUUAUGAGCAGUAAGGCUCAGUAUUUGCCUCCCAAGAUCAUUAGAGGAGGAAUACCUGUUUGCUUUCCUCAGUUUGGAAACUUUGGUGGACUUGAGCGACAUGGGUUUGCCCGCAACAGAUUCUGGGCACUUGAUGACGACCCUUCUCCUCUUCCUGCUGCUAACAAACAAUCAUCUGUUGAUCUCAUUCUGAAGUCCACUGAAGAUGACCUCAAGAUCUGGCCUCACAGCUUUGAACUCCGUGUACGCAUCUCUAUCAGCCUUGGGAAACUGACUGUGAUCCCUCGUGUGAGGAACAUUGACUCAAAGCCAUUCUCUUUCAUGUUUGCUCUUCGAAACUACUUACAUGUAUCUGACAUAAGUGAAGUACGGGUUGAGGGUCUGGAGACACUUGAUUAUCUAGACAACUUGAAGGGUAAAGAAAGAUUCACCGAGCAAGCAGACGCAAUCACGUUUGACGGCGAGAUCGAUAGAGUGUACUUGAACACACCAACGAAGAUUGCUGUCAUAGACCAUGAGCGGAAGAGAACCAUCGAACUGCGAAAGGAAGGCAUGCCUAAUGCAGUUGUGUGGAACCCUUGGGACAAAAAGGCAAAGAGUAUAGCUGAUAUGGGGGAUGAAGAUUACAUGACGAUGCUGUGUGUAGAUUCUGGAGCUAUAGAACCUCAGGUUUUGUUAAAGCCUGGUGAAGAGUGGAAAGGCAGACAAGAACUCUCCAUCGUCUCAUCGAGCUACUGCAGCGGACAGCUUGAUCCACGCAAGGUUCUUUACGGAGAUUAACUGAUCCUUUUUUCUUGUUUACCAAGUAAA
Brassica oleracea var. oleracea is the source of this 1192-nucleotide messenger RNA. RefSeq names its product putative glucose-6-phosphate 1-epimerase. The record is from RefSeq and is a predicted model, not a curated record. Bases 245 to 1162 code for a protein of 305 amino acids. Gene Ontology annotation, molecular function: carbohydrate binding; isomerase activity. Lineage: Eukaryota; Viridiplantae; Streptophyta; Magnoliopsida; Brassicales; Brassicaceae. Gene Ontology annotation, biological process: carbohydrate metabolic process. The transcript is spliced from 9 exons.